UUUACUUAUGGGUGCACUCCGUUUGUUUGUUUAUUUGUUUGUUUUGAGCAAAAUUCAGCAUUUUUUGCCUUGGAAGAUUCUGGUUUGAGCUUUUUAGCUCAUGUUUGGCUCUGCAUUUUUGUGGGUUUUCUUCUAAAGUUUAGUUUCAAUUUUGUAUAGUGUCGGUGUAUGAACAAUUUAGAGGUUUAGUUGUUUGUUUACUGAGAAACUAAGGAAAGAAAAUGACCAAUUACACCCACAUGCUACAUAUAGGAAAAUUUUCUCAUUUCCUUUCACUCCCUUCAUCAGUUUCUCUUAGCUAAUAACUAGGUUCAUUACAUUGCAUACAAUAGAAAAUCUGAGUGUGGAGAUUUGUUAGAUAACAAUUACUCAUAAUUGCAUUUUGUCUGUGCUUCUUUGCAGGAAUUUGGAAUUAAUUCGACUUUUCUUGGGAAAACAGAGUAUUUUACUCUUCAUUCAUUGGGAAAUUAACUUAGGAAAAUAAAGAAAGGAAGAAACAAUCAUUCUAAAGAACCAUGAUUGGACCAGCAAAUUUCAUGGACGAGAUAGACUGCGGCAGCUUCUUCGACCACAUCGACGACCUCCUCGACUUCCCCACCGACGAUAUAGAGGCUUGCCUCCCUGCUCCCGACUGCACUACCACCAACAAUAACAACGGGAACGCCAACUCGUUCCCUAGCAUAUGGUCGACUCAGUCAGACUCAAUGCCGGGUUCCAAUUCGGUGUUCUCUAAUAACAGCGGCUCUGAUUUCUCGGCGGAAUUGUCCGUUCCGUAUGAAGACAUUGUUCAGCUGGAGUGGUUAUCAAGUUUUGUGGAGGAUUCCUUCUCUGGAGGAAGCCUCACAAUGAAUAAAGAAGACUCAUCUUCCGACAACAAGGACUCAUCCCCCCAACAAUUUCAGACCUCAAGUCCAGUUUCUGUUCUUGAAAGCAGCAGCUCUUGCUCAGGAGAGAAACUUGUGCCGGACAUCAUUGCUUCGGCCAGACACGGACGUGCUCGUAGCAAGCGUCCUCGCCCUCCUACAUUCACUCCCCGGCCGACUAUGCAACUCAUUUCUCCCAGUUCUUCUGUCACUGAGACCCCUCAGCCUCAGACUCUUGCUGUCUCCAAGGUCCCCUCGGAUUCGGAAAAUUAUGCUGAGUCAAGACUUUUGAUCAAAAUGCCAAAACAUGUUGCUCCGGAACAUAAGAAGAAGAAGAAGAAAAUCAAGUUUACAGUUCCAUUGUGUCCUGCAGAGACAACCACCCAGAAUUCACCACCCCAACAACAAACCAUUAGGAAAUGUGUGCAUUGUGAGAUAACUAAGACACCACAAUGGAGGGCAGGACCAAUGGGUCCGAAAACUCUCUGCAAUGCUUGUGGAGUUCGCUAUAAGUCCGGCCGACUUUUCCCUGAAUACCGACCCGCUGCGAGUCCAACCUUCAUUCCAUCAUUGCACUCCAAUUCCCAUAAGAAAGUCCUGGAGAUGAGAAGCAAAACCGGCGACAGUCCUGCUGGAAAUGCUACGACGAUGAGUAACUCGCCGGAGUUUAUUCCAAACAAUAGCAAUCUUGCAAUGGAUUACAUCUAAGGGAGGACAUGGAGACUUGGUUUUUCCAGUUGGAGCCUCUCUCUGUUGCCUCUUUACUUUGAGUCUUUUAUGUUAUUUGCUUACUGCAGUUUCAUUUCUUUGUUAAUUGGCUAUUUGUACAGGGAUGGAAUGGGAGGAAAUAGGAGCCAUAGAUGACCAUAUUUUAGCUAGUAGAGAAGGAUUUUAAGAGACAAUUGGAGAAAAAAAUGAAGGGCUAGAGCAAGAAAUGGAAGGUUCAAAAAUAGUAGAGUUCUAGGGUAGGUUCUUAAGAUUAUUAAUUACUGAAGGUCUGUGUCUUUUUUUUUUCUUUUUUUUUGCAUUCUUUUUAUUUCUUUCCCCUUUAUCUUUGAUGGGUAUUCUUUUUGCAGUUCAAUUUAGUAGAAAAAAAAAUUCUGAAAUGAGUAAUGGAUUUUUGAUAGCUUGUAAUGCCUAAUCUACAAAUUUUCUUCCUUUCUUUGUGUU
Manihot esculenta (cassava) is the source of this 2033-nucleotide messenger RNA. Its product is annotated as GATA transcription factor 8. The record is from RefSeq and is a predicted model, not a curated record. Gene Ontology annotation, biological process: positive regulation of DNA-templated transcription. The coding region runs from base 516 to 1571 and encodes 351 amino acids. NCBI's taxonomy places the organism in Eukaryota, Viridiplantae, Streptophyta, Magnoliopsida, Malpighiales, Euphorbiaceae. Gene Ontology annotation, molecular function: zinc ion binding; sequence-specific DNA binding. The transcript has 3 exons. Gene Ontology annotation, cellular component: nucleus.